Molecule: messenger RNA, 6067 nt
Organism: Bombus pyrosoma
Lineage: Eukaryota; Metazoa; Arthropoda; Insecta; Hymenoptera; Apidae
Product: E3 ubiquitin-protein ligase Rnf220-like
Exons: 9
Coding region: 577-2598 (673 amino acids)
Biological process (GO): protein ubiquitination
Molecular function (GO): metal ion binding; ubiquitin protein ligase activity
Source: RefSeq, a predicted model, not a curated record
CCCUCACACUCCAAUCAGUCUGCACUCGCAUGUCCACGAGGUUGCUCGCACGGGCCUGGCGCCUUCCUCUUGUACUCACCCCUCUCUUGCACCUGGCUCACCACGUUUAGUGCAUUACCAGAAACCCGUACCCGGGUGACCGAGCCACUAGUUGAGGUACUCGUCGGGUAUUAUCAUUCGCCGAGAGGUUAGGUCGGAGUGACCUAUAGUGGCGGGAUUAUAUGACUCGUUUGAAUUUGAAUUCACCCGCGUCGCAUCGUUCCGUCCAUUAUCGUUCAGUUAACUUUUUCAAAUACGUUGUAACGUGAUUAACGGGUUUCGUACGACAGGCCACGACAGCUGUCAAACGAGUUUACGAGUUUAUCGGAGGUUUACGCCGUACGUCGAACCGCGUGACAACCCACGCGUUGAGGUUAGGUUGUUCGCUGUCUAACGCGCCUUUUUCGAAUAGAUUCCUCGCCACGUUACACGGUAAAUCGAUUUAUGCGGAUAUUAGUGCGAAGGAACUGCUAGUGAUAAGAACACGUUUCCUAAGCAACGGAUAAGAGAACAAUGGGAUCCGUGAAAAUAGAGUGAAUGUUUUCGAACGGUCGUAUUUCGUGCAGUGACUUCUUUGGUGUACAGCAAAAUGUACGCGUGAUGAUGGAUAAUUCUGCGUAUGUGCCGAAUCAUCUACCGCCGCCAUCCCUGGUCGUGUUUUCACAGGCCGGGGGGCUGCCGGAGGCUCUGAGAAUGCAAAGACCCUUCAAUCCACAAGUAACCGACUCGAAGGAUCUCCAAGUGCCGUUCAGCACUGCGGCUUCUCUGGGUUACGGCCUCCAUCAUAUGCUCCACUUGCCGCCGCAAUUUUUGCACCCUCUGGAUCACCGUUUACCGUUCGGAGGGUUCAGGCCCCUGGGGCCAUCGGCUUUCGCUCCGCCGAGCAAGUGUCUAAAAGUAGAAACAGGAAACGGCCCGGUCACCGGUUCCGGUUUGCCAAGUAUCGGCUCAUUGUCGAGCAUGUCGAACAUGUUCUCGCCUUCGUCGUUGUCCUCGGCCAGCGGAGGCGCCGUCGUCUCUGUUUCUGGAGCGUCGGCGAGCAUCGGAGGCGUCGGAGGCGUCGGAGGCGUCGGAGGAGGUGCGAGCGCGGCAGCGGCACAGGAAGUCGCACCGCAGAGUCCCGCUGGCUCUACCAGCCGAUCGCCUACAGGGACCGGAACCGGUUCGGUUCCUAAUCGCGGCACCACUCCGGAGGACGAGGAUCGCGAUGCGAAUGCCACGCCUGGGUCCGAGAACACGGAAAGAUCUACGCCCGAGGAGGGACGACCGUAUCGACUGGGGCCUGUGUUCGGGGGCCGAUGCGGCGCGGAGGCGCUCGGGCUGGGGUUAGGGCUGUCGCUGGGCCCGGCCUACAGGUUCGCUCUGCCCCCGGGACUCGCUGCCAAGACCACCCGCUGCCUUGUAUUCGACCAAGGUAAAAAGAAAUUCCCAUCGGAUCCGUCCUGUUGCCCAGCGUGCGGAGUAACUGUAAGGCCGCAGGAAUUGGAGCAACAUUUCGCUCAGGAACUCGACCGACUUUACAAGAUAUCGUCGGCAUCCUCUCGAGCGCGAGCGCCAAGGUCGAGUUUGCCUCCUGGCCAUCCUCAAGACCAUCCCCAUGGACCGAUGCUCCAUGCCCCAUCAGCCGCUGAUGGAACGCCUCAUGGAAGAUGGGAGACUUACAAGAGAAUUAAAGCCAAUAGACAGGCUAGAAUCCGUGUGAAGAACCGGAAACGGAAAGCGGACGAACCUUCUUGCCCCGUUUGUAGCGAGAGGCUAUCUGGAACGCCGGAGGAAUUGAAUCAGCACGUCGAACGAUGCUUGAACAAACACAAUAAUGGAAAUCCAGCUGGUCAGAAUAAUUUGGACGAAGAGGAGGUGGACGUGGAGGGCGAUGCUGAAACUUUCGAAGAGUAUGAAUGGGCUGGUCAAAGAAGAGUGCGAGCAACGUCGAUGCUGGUGGGAGGAUUUUCUGCUGCAGGUUUGGCCACCUCAUCGAGCAAUCGUUCAGCCGGUGGCAACGGUGGAUCUAAUCAGCAGGAAGAGGAAGACGUGGACCUGGUGGUCGAUGGCGACGACGCCGCCGAGUUUGGACCUGCACAGUAUUCCGAAGCCGAUGUUAUCGCGCCACGUAUGGAUGGCACGCCGAGAGAGCAAAAGGAAAGAGACGCUCUUCGAGAAGCCGUGAUAUCGCCAAACGCGUCCAACACGCCUCACACGCCGCACACACCCGAACAAAUCGGUCAAGGUUUGGUCGAGGUGAAACCGGAACCAGGAACAGCAACUCCUCUUGGCCAGAACGAACAAGACGAGAGUGCCUCGACGUCGCCUAGAAGGGACGGUGACACGCCAGUGAUCGAGGCUCUUCGAGGCAGAAUUCGGGAAUUAGAAGCGGAAAUGCGUGGCCAACCAUUUAAGUGUCUCAUCUGCAUGGAGCAGUAUAAAAAACCUGUGACUUCGGUUUGCUGCUGGCACGUUCAUUGCGAACAAUGCUGGUUGCACACAUUGGGUGCGAAAAAGCUGUGUCCACAAUGCAACAUGAUAACGUCGCCUUCAGAUUUGCGACGUAUCUACAUGUGAAGGAAGUCGCGUGUGCCAAACAAGAAAUUGGGUUGUCCGUAGAGAAAUAAUGGUCGAUUUUUUACCAAAGAAUCGACGCGUUUCGAUAUGACUCGAUCGUGUAAAUAUCUGUAUAUAUUUAUGCGUCACGUUAAAUUAACUCCUUCUAGAUUUACCACGUACGAAUUAUGCACUUAGUAGCGUCAGUAAGUUAAGCCGUGAAAGGCGCGCGCGAAUCAUGUCUCGAUCAUGCUUUAUCGCUCGUCGCGCAGACCAAUUUUCAUCCUGCUACGAUAUAUAGAAAUAUAAAUAGAAAAAUAUUUCCUCCUCCGAUAAGUUAUUGUAUAAUGUUAGUAGACGAGUUGCUGCGCUACUCUUCACAAGUAUUUGGACACCUGUGAUUCGAUCCAAAAAUUCGUAUCUUUUAUUUCCAACCAUAUGAACGACGUUUCUCUAUUCUUCACUCUUUUUCUCUUCUCUUCUCUUCUCGUCGGAGGCAAAUUACGUUAAAACAAUUAUCGCGAAGAUAUUUUCUUCCGUCUAUGCGAAAUUGAAAAUAAAACGGGGAAUAUAUCUGCGUCACAUAAUUUCAAUGUUGUAAUGAAUAAUUAUAAUUAUUUAAUUUUAUAUACUUUUAAUCGUUCCUCUUUUAUUUAUAAUAAUUAACAGUUAUUUUCUUCGUUGAGAUAAAAAUCUUCACUCUUCUUCUCUUCUCAUCGGAGGCAAGUUACGUUAAAACAAUUAUCGCGAAGAUAUUCUCUUUCGUCCAUACGAAAUUGAAAAUAAAACGGGGAAUAUAUCUGCGUCACAUAAUUUCAAUGUUGUAAUGAAUAAUUAUAAUUAUUUAAUUUUAUAUACUUUUAAUCGUUCCUCUUUUAUUUAUAAUAGUUAACAGUUAUUUUCUUCGUUGAGAUAAAAAUCUUCACUUUUCUUCUCUUCUCAUCGGAGGCAAAUUACGUUAAAACAAUUAUCGCGAAGAUAUUCUCUUUCGUCCAUACGAAAUUGAAAAUAAAACGAGGAAUAUAUCUGCGUCGCAUAAAUUCAAUGUUGUAAUGAAUAAUUACAAUUAUUUAAUUUCCCACUUUUAAUCGUUCCUCUUUUAUUUAUAAUAAUUAACAAUUAUUUUCUUCGUUGAUAUUUGCUAACUGUAAUAUGGUUGCGUAAAGUAAGAUCAAAAUUACGUUAAAAAGUUCCACUUGAAGAACUUAUUUUCUAUAUAUAUAGAAUUAUUAUAUUAUUAUUAAUAUAAUUAUAUAUAUAUAUAUAAUAUAUAUAUAUUAUUAUAUAUUAUUCUAUAAAUAUGCAAUGAUUUGUGUCCAAAUAUUUAUCUACGGUAGCGCACGUUAUUUCGCACGAUACUUAUUUCGAGACUUAAGAAUCAAAGGAGAGACAUUUAGAAUAUUACGAACACAGAUAUCCGAACAAUUUAAUUAUAAUGUAUUAUUAAUCGUUUCAUCUAGUUCCGCUGUAUAGUUUCAAAUAAUUAAGAAAUCUGUUAAAAGGAGGAAUGCUUGCAGUAAAACCGAACACGACGAACUUUUACACUCGAUCGUCGAUCGAUAAAAGUUCGGCGACGCAUCAUCGCAGGCAUCUUCGUCGAAUCUGCUCCUAAUCGAACACUAUUCGCGCGUACCUGAAAUUCCUAGGUGUCAUUUCGAACGACUAACGUCUACAUUAAAGUCGCCCCUUUUCGCCGGAUCUACCGUUUUUCUCUUGAAACAAUGUAUCUGUGUCUACGAUUCAUCGAGUUCAAUUUACAAAGGACGAAUAUUAUGUAUGUGUAAAAUAUAAUCGACAACUUUGUUAAAUCAGCUAUUUCCAGUAGGCUUUCCGUAACCGUGAAAGAGGACAAAGAAAAUAGUCGGAAAUUAUCGUAUUUAAAAUACGAGCAGCACUCACCAACACUACGUGGAAACACGAGUCUCUUAAACGUUUCUUACAAAUAUCCAGCAAUCUGUUGUUUGCAAUCCUCUUUUAAUCCGAACCGAACGAACCGAUUAAUUUAAUUCGAGGCGCACAAAUGAUAUCGGAAAAUGUGAAGAAGAAUAACGACGAGUAUACAUUUUGUUUCUAAUGUAUAAUAUGUAACAUUCAGCUACUAUAUGCGACUUAGACAAAACACUAUACAAUGUAAAGAGCAGGCAAUUUUAAUUUUCUCAUUAGGUUUAAUUAUUUUUUUAUUUUUAUCCAUGGAAACGUAUAUUUAUUCUAUUUUAUCAGCAAUAAAGAACAAUUUAUUAUCGAUAGUAUCUGUUCGAAAAAAAAAAAAAAAAAGAAGAAGAAACUAGAUUUUAUAUUAUUUAUAGUAUGUUUCCGAUCGUUACCAGGGUUCAAUCGUCCAUUUUUUCGAAUACAAAUUUUCCUUGAGGAAUACUUCUUUAAUUGUCUACGAUCAAUAGAAUAAUCGUAAUGGACGAUUAAUUCGUUGUACGGAUAAGAUGCACGUUAGAAAGGAACGAAUUAAAAGAGCAAUAUACGAGGUGAACUUGUUUUUUUUUUUUUUUUUUUAAUUUCCGUUGUAAAAUACGCACCGUUUGCAGGCUAUGGCGAAAUCGAUAAAUCACAAGACGAUACACCAGUGUAAUCCAAUCGACCAAAGUUACGAUACAAACAAAAAAAAAAAAAGAAGUGGAUAAGUUAAUAAUUGAUAUCUAUUAAAACGAAUAACGCAAGCUCGCCUGUUUUUCCCUUGUCUUAUGCAUGUAAAACGGAAGGAACGUUGUUUAUUUUGACUAGAAAAAUUCGUGGAGGAAAGUACGAAGAGGGUGAGAAUAAAGAAAUGCAGAUGAGAAAGGAAGGGAAAGACGGACCUACGUGUAUAUCACGAUCGAUCUUCUUUCAGAAGAUUCGUUUCUUAUUUUCUAAGUAUAUUAUUAUUUCAUCCCCUAAAUCAUUGAUACACUGAUCAACGAUUAAGCGAACCAAUGAAAAAUUGCUUGACAUCGAGAAGAGACAAAUAAUUCGACUCGACAUGGCUCGAUGAAUUAUGUUACAUUGGAAAUAUUUGAGAUUUUAUUUCAUAUUGAUUUUCUUAAUAUUUCAUAUUAUAAUUAUCAGUUACAAAUUUUCUUUCGUCAUUUCUUCCACGUUCGAAGUACCAAAAUUUAACGACUGAAACAUUCCAUGCGCGUCCAAUCGAAUUUUCUCACUCGUCGUUGGUAAAACGUAGGGUGAAAUGAACUCGCGAUAAGCAAAUUAUCUUUGUUUCGAAACGAAGUAUACAGGUCGAUCGACUGCAGUGAUAUGCACAAGCCGAAGCGUUCCUUGGACGCUGGUCAAUGUUAAAACAAUAGAAAAGUCCGAAUUUUCUCUUCUUCUGCUUCUCUGUCGCUCUUGAUCAAGAUUUUAGAUUGCUGCGUGUCCUCUCGUGCACGCCGAGAAAGUUCUUGUAAAUACAUACAGAAAUCGAGUUAAAACCAGCAGGAGAAAUCGGCUCCCCGUUGCGAGCGUUGUUCUGUAAUCGAAAUAAAACGAUCAUGGAAUGUAGAAC